Molecule: messenger RNA, 267 nt
Organism: Trichoderma asperellum CBS 433.97
Lineage: Eukaryota; Fungi; Ascomycota; Sordariomycetes; Hypocreales; Hypocreaceae
Source: RefSeq, a predicted model, not a curated record
AUGAUUUCGCGACAGAAAUCAGGCCUCAUUAUUGUAGGAGAUAUUGGGCUAGCGAACUCUAAGCAGGCCAAGGCAUAUCGCAAGGGCAAGGGCAUGGGCAAGGGCGAGCUGGAUUUCAGACGUAAGCUAGAAUACAAACAAGAUGGCAAGCCUCAGCGUGUCCAAGCCGAGACCCUACGAAAAAUCUACUGGUGGUUCCAGUCGAAGGAGCGAAAGAUCGAGAUGGCCGUGCCCAUAGAGGGAGGCAAAAAAACAAGAGCGCAAUGA